Messenger RNA from Closterium sp. Yama58-4, 694 nucleotides. Lineage: Eukaryota; Viridiplantae; Streptophyta; Zygnematophyceae; Desmidiales; Closteriaceae. The record is from the annotation of a GenBank genome assembly.
GACUCUGCAGCUGCUUCGGCGAAGCUGCAUGCAGGGGCCGCCGUUUCGUGCUUCCGUCAGAAGACGACAGCAACCUGCCUGCCGUCAACUUUGUCGGCAAAAUCUGCCCGGCGAACGGAACCGGCGACCCGCACUUCGUCGGCGCGGACGGGUCGCGGUACGAUUUCAGCGGGCGCCCCGGCGAGAAUUACGCUCUGAUCUCCGACGUACACGUGGCAGUAAACGCGCAUUUCGGGGGGCGGUGGGGCGAAUGGGAGGGACGCAACAAGGCGCUGACGUGGAUGCGAGAGAUCUCGAUUCUAUGGGGCCACCACUCCAUCGUUUUCGAGGCUCGCGAAGGGUGGGAGUCUAGUUACCGAAACGGUUACCUCCAACGGCUGUCGGUUGAUUCGGAAGACGUGAAACUUGGCCGGCCUGGUUCGCACCUGGAUGUCGCAUCGUUUUUCGACGGGCAGGUUGAGCUGCGAUGGGCAGCGGCGAAAAAACCCGCGAAGGGCGAGCUGGUUGACGAGUACGAAGUUCGCAUAGGCGACGUUUUGUCGCUCAGGCUGACGCUGCGACCCGAGAUCGCAGCGCUGCGCACGGACGACGACGGAGUGGUGCACUUCACGGUGGACGUGGUGAGCGCGAAGCUGUCGCCCAACGUGCACGGCGUGCUGGGUCAGACGUUCCGCCCUGACUUCAUCGGACGGCU